Molecule: messenger RNA, 738 nt
Organism: Odobenus rosmarus divergens (Pacific walrus)
Lineage: Eukaryota; Metazoa; Chordata; Mammalia; Carnivora; Odobenidae
Gene: PNOC
Product: prepronociceptin
Exons: 4
Coding region: 64-591 (175 amino acids)
Biological process (GO): sensory perception; chemical synaptic transmission; neuropeptide signaling pathway
Cellular component (GO): neuronal cell body; axon terminus; dendrite
Molecular function (GO): opioid receptor binding
Source: RefSeq, a predicted model, not a curated record
CCGAAGGAGCCAGGCUACUGACAGCUCUCAGCAUUUUGACGCCCUGCUCCCUGCUCCUGCACCAUGAAAAUCCUGCUUUGUGAUCUCCUGCUGCUCAGCCUCUUCUCCAGCGUGUCCGGCAGCUGCCAGAAGGACUGUCUGACCUGCCGGGAGAAGCUCCGCCCAGCUCUCGACCCCUUCAACCUUGAGGUGUGCAUCCUUGAGUGUGAAGGGAAGGUCUUCAGCAGGCCUCUCUGGACUCCGUGCACCAAGGUCAUGACCAGGGGCUCCUGGCAGCUCAGCCCUGCUGACCCAGAGCACAUGGCAGCUGCCCUUUACCAGCCAAGUGCCUCCGAGAUGCAACUGAAGCGCAUACCUCGCAUCAGGAGCCUAAUCCAAGCCCAGAAAGGGACAGAGCCUGGCAUGGAUGAGGCUGGAGAGAUGGAGCAGAAGCAGCUGCAGAAGAGGUUUGGCGGCUUCACCGGGGCCCGGAAGUCGGCCCGGAAGUUGGCCAACCAGAAGCGGUUCAGUGAGUUUAUGAGGCAGUACCUGGUCCUGAGCAUGCAGUCCAGCCAGCGCCGGCGCACCUUGCAUCAGAAUGGUAAUGUGUAGCUGGAAGGGGAGCCCCUCCCAGCUGCACCGUCCACUUCAACCCAUGAGUGUCCGGGUGAUCCCCAAAACAGCAUGUCUCCAGCCCCAGACCUGCCGGCUGGGAAUCAGGACUCCUUCUUCCCCAAGGCACUGAGGCAGGCUUUGCCU